Messenger RNA from Oryzias latipes (Japanese medaka), 2627 nucleotides. It is a transcript of the gene mc2r, whose product is annotated as melanocortin 2 receptor. Gene Ontology annotation, cellular component: membrane. The record is from RefSeq and is a predicted model, not a curated record. Gene Ontology annotation, biological process: G protein-coupled receptor signaling pathway. Lineage: Eukaryota; Metazoa; Chordata; Actinopteri; Beloniformes; Adrianichthyidae. Gene Ontology annotation, molecular function: melanocortin receptor activity.
AUGACUUUCCUUGAGCUGAUGGAUUACUGGAGACAACCGAAACAAGGUAAUGAGUAAAAUAACACGAAAGCAGCCUUGAUGAGACAGCCAUCCAAGGCUAAAUAAGACUCUGUCCUCCUGCUUGAUUAAACCUGAUUAGCCAAAGCUCUGGGACACAGGUCUAUUUGAGACCUUUCAAGAGCUGCUCUCCAGAAGAAAGAAGUAAUUUUUAAAAAUAAUUUGAAAGAAUAAUUUAGCAGCUGUCAAAAGAGGAGGAACCAUCGUCUGACAAAGGAUUCAGCAGCUCCUUUAGCUCUAACUUUGAAGUCAUGAAUACUAAUUCAGUAAACCGGACGGACUGCCCAGAGGUGAAGGUCCCCUUCCUCAUCUUCUUCACGGUUGGAAUCGUGAGCCUGGCUGAGAACUUGCUGGUUGUACUGGCCGUCAUACUGAACAGAAACCUGCACUCGCCCAUGUACUGCUUCAUCUGCAGCCUGGCCGCCUUUAACACCAUUGCAAGUCUGACAAAAACCUGGGAGAACCUGAUGAUAGUUUUUGCUGAUGUGGGACAGCUGGAGAAGAGAGGUCCCUCAGAGACAAAGCUGGAUGACAUGAUGGACUCCCUGCUCUGCAUGUCAUUUGUUGGCUCCAUUUUCAGUUUCCUAGCCAUUGCUGUGGAUCGCUACAUCACCAUCUUCAAUGCUCUGCGAUACCACAACAUCAUGACAAUGCAGCGAACUGGAGGUAUUUUGGUGGUCAUCUGGACUACAUGUGGUGUGUCAGCUGUGCUGAUGGUGAGGUUCUUUGACUUCAAGUUCAUCAUGAUCUGCUUUGUUGUCUUUUUCAUCGUUUCUCUGGCUAUUAUUUGCUUCCUAUAUGUCUACAUGUUUCUGUUGGCACGCAUCCAUGCCAAGAGCAUUGCAGCCCUCCCCCCCGGUAGUGGGGGCAAGUGCCAGCGUCAACGGCGGUGGGCCAGCAACAUGAGAGGGGCUCUGACGCUCACCAUCCUUUUUGGAGCUUUUGUGGUGUGUUGGGCACCAUUUUUCACCCACCUGAUCAUCAUCAUGGUGUGCCCCUUGAACCCUUAUUGCGAGUGUUACAGAUCACUGUUCCAGCUGCACGUGGUGCUGAUUAUGAGCCAUGCCCUCAUCGACCCCGCCAUCUAUGCCUUUCGCAGUGCUGAGCUCAGAUACACCUUCAGGAAGAUGCUCCUAUGUUCAAGCUGGAAGUUGUGCUCAUGAGAAAAACAUUGAAGUCCACCCCACUGGCAUUUGGGGUCACCUGUGUGUGCUGUUUGUCGUUGGACCUUUGGGACUAACACGUUGUGGCUGAAGUGUUUUCUUGUUUUUCAGUGUAUGUCUGAGAAGUACAAUAAGUAAGAGAUGGAUAUAAACUACAUUAUAAUUGCAUUUACUUUACAUAAUUGUGUCUGAUUGCUAAAAAAGUUUUUAAUAAUGCUAAAUUUGCUUGCCAAAGGUCAUGAAGUCCCACUUGCAGUGCCACCCUUUGGCCAGUAGUGAUGCAGCUUGUUGAGCUCAUUCAUGACCUCCGUAGUAAAACAAUUUUCCGUUAGGUUUGUUGCCACGUCCUCCUAAUUCCCAUGAUGUUUGCUUGAUUUAACACUUAACAAUGACGAUCUAAAUCUAAACAUUUGUCCUGUUAUUUUUUGUUGCUGAAUGUUUAAUGAGUUGUUUGUUACUGAGCAAAGAAAAACAUGUAGUAAGACAUGGAAUUUAUACCUGUUGUGAGAUUCGAACCCAGGUCACUCUAAGAAAACGAUUGACAUGAAAACAACAUGUUCUCCUGCACCACAUGUGCCUGUAGAAAUGCCCAGGGUUUCUUUCUUUCUGAACAAAUACACAAACACUGAUCUCAAUAAGACGAGGACAUUGCGAAAGAUUUGUUCAUCCUUGGAUUUUCCACAUUAUUUAAAUAGAAACUGCGUGCUUGUGUUGUAAAAGUAUGAUGGUUUGAUAAUUUGUUGAGAAAGAAUAUUUGUCAGCAAAAAAUUAAACGUCCCUUAAUAUUUUUAGUAGUUUAUAAUUAAAACUAAUAAUUUUAAGAAAUAAAGCAAACUAGAAAAGAAAAACCUACGCACAUUCAAACCAAUACAGUUAGUAAAAGACAGCAAACUAAAGAAAACAUAUAAGCUUAAAAGAAAUACUGCUCCCUAUCUGGAUUCUACAUCAAAAGGCAAAUCGUGACUGUGGCCUGAACCUCAGGGCCAUCAUAUGGAAUAGCUGUAAAAGUCAGGACAGAAUGCAUAAUGCACAGCGAGAGUGACCACUAUAAAUUUCCACUAGGUAGCACUAGAAAUCUAGUUCUUCUAUAUGUUAUUAAUGACACCGUAAAGCAAUUUUUCUCCCUGUUCCUACUUAUUGUGUCAGGAGCCGGAGCCAGGGCGGGUUUGGUGGGUGUUUUCUCACUUCCGGUUUUGGGCUUUUAUUUUGUUACUUCCUUUCAGGGCUCACUGUUUCACUAGGUAACUUCACCAGUCAUCACCGGCACCUGUCUGCUCACCUGUUUGUCAUUCCCAUUUGUGUAUUUAAACCCUGGUCUGUUUGUUUCUUGUCACUGGGUCGUUUUGUAAGUUCGCUUCAGUCAUUUCAAGUACUAUUGUGAUUAAACCUUGUUUGCUUUUGAAGCUC